Molecule: messenger RNA, 422 nt
Organism: Cyprinodon variegatus (sheepshead minnow)
Lineage: Eukaryota; Metazoa; Chordata; Actinopteri; Cyprinodontiformes; Cyprinodontidae
Gene: atp5mf
Product: ATP synthase, H+ transporting, mitochondrial Fo complex subunit F2
Exons: 4
Coding region: 36-305 (89 amino acids)
Biological process (GO): proton motive force-driven mitochondrial ATP synthesis
Molecular function (GO): proton-transporting ATP synthase activity, rotational mechanism
Source: RefSeq, a predicted model, not a curated record
UCAGCCCCUGCGGUUAGCUCCCUGCACCGGUCAAGAUGGCGGACAGACCAGUUCCAGUUGUUGAGAAGCGCCUGAUGGACGUAAAACUGGGAGAACUGGGAACCUGGAUGGGAGGUCGAGACUUCACCCCCAACGGGCUCCUCGCUGCGAUCCGCAGAGGUCACGACAGAUACUACAACAAGUACAUCAAUGUAAAGAAAGGAGGCAUCGGUGGUGUGGCCAUGCUGCUGGCUGGAUACGUGGCCAUCAGCUACCUGUGGGAAUACGACCACAUCAAGCACGAUCGCUGGAGGAAGUACCACUGAGCCUUUCCAGCAGCCAUCACACCAUCGGGGGUUGAACCAGGAGUUCCCAGCUCCCCUCGCUGUUUAUACCCUCAGUUAUAUUGUGUUAAUAUGUGACCAAUAAAAAUUAUAAGUGUA